GAAGGGGAGCGCAAAAUGAUGAUGGCGGCGGCGCCGUCCGAGGAGGAGGAAGAGCACGAGGCGGGCUGGGAUGCCUUCCUGGACAGGUUCCGCGGCCCCGAGCGCUACGCGGGCGCCCUCAGCCCCGAGAACUGGGAGCAGGAAUUUGACCAGAUCCCAAUGUUCAUGAAGAAAGCUCCUGCUGAAAUAGAUCCUAAGCAGAAUCCUGACCUUGCUUGUCUUCAGUCUAUUAUUUCUGAUGAAGACCAAACACUUGAAGCCCAGACCUAUAAGAAUGAGGGCAAUGAUUAUUUCAAGGAAAAGGAUUAUAAGAAGGCUGUGAUAUCCUAUUCAGAAGGACUGAAAAAGAAGUGCAGUGACCUGGAAUUGAAUACUGUUCUUCAUACAAACAGAGCUGCAGCCCAGUUUUAUUUGGGUAACUUUCGCUCUGCUCUCAGUGAUGCUAUCGCAGCAAGAAGACUGAAACCCAAUCACCUCAAGGCAAUUACAAGGGGAGCACUGUGCCAUUUGGAACUUAAACACUUCUCUGAAGCCAUAACAUGGUGCGAGGAAGGAUUGAGAAUAGAUCCAAAAGAAAAGAAACUUCUGGAAACAAGAGCUAAAGCUGAUAAACUAAAGCGCACUGAAGAGAGGGAUUUCAGAAAAGCUAAACUGCAGGAGAAGAGGGAACAGUCUCGGAAGGAGGCCUUACUCAAAGCUAUCAAGGAUCGGAACAUCAAAUUGUCUCCAGCAUCCUCUAAGGAAGACACAACUAUGUCAGCAGACCUGGCUGAGAUGUCUUUAGAUGGACUUGGCUCAGAAAAUAAUAUCGGUGCCAAAGUCUGUUUAGAUGAGAAUGGCAGCCUAACCUGGCCUGUGCUGUUCCUGUAUCCUGAGCAUGGGCAAACUGACUUCAUCUCCUCUUUUCAUGAAGAAUCGAGAUUUAUUGACCACUUAAUGGUCAUGUUUGAAGAACUACCUCCCUGGGAUGUAGAAAAGAAAUAUAUUCCUAGUGAACUGGAGCUGUAUUUUGAGGACGAAGUAAAAGGAGAGAUAUACCAGAUAGACACGGAAACCACAUUGCUGCAAGCGCUGCAGCACCGAAGGUACUUCAUAAAAGCUGGGACUCCUACCUUUUUUGUUUUGGUCAAACUUGCACCUUUCUCUAAAAACUACUUCUUUGGGAAGAAGGUCCACCGGUUAAAGUGAAUGAACUUUUUUUUUUGGAGGGGGGGAGGAAAAUACAACACAUAAUGGAACAAGACCUCUUUAGAUUUAUAAAUUGAAAGAUGGAACAUUUUGUACACAUGUAUCCUCUUCUACAACAAUUGAGAUGGCAAAUUUCCUAAUCCUAACCACAGAAACUGCACCUGAACUUCUAUAUAAUUUGGGUGAAUAAGCAUUGUUCACAGAUCCUUAAAAGUGAAGGAACAGAACAAAACUGGGCAUACGUUAAGUAGAAAACCUCACCCUCAACUGUCAAAGGCAGUAUAUCUCCAAAUACCAGUUGCAGAGUAUCACAGAUGGGGAGAAUGCUGUGGCACUUGGGUCCUGCAUGCAGGCUUCUCACACGUAUCUGCUUGGGCACUGUGGAUUUUUCACCUGAUCCAGCAGGGCUCCUGUUAUGUUAUUCACCUAGAUAUUUAAUACACUGAGUUUUGCUUGAGAGAAACAGAUUCCCCCCCUGGAGAUCUGAUUAGUUAUUGAAGCAUCCAAUUUGCUAUAUACCGUGUUAAAUCUCAAUGGGGCUUCUACUUGCAGCUUGGGGCAACACAGUAUAACUUUGCAGAUUUAAGUGCCAUAAAAUAAGUGUAUCUGGGGGUCAGGGAGCAUACUUGCAUUCAAUGCUAUGCAAGCACAGCUAACAAUUCUGUUUUAGGAAUAGUUAGAAUGUGUGGGGGACCCCUAAAUGCCUGCCACCUGUUGUUACUUUUCCAAUAGAUUCAUACAGAGCGUUCGCCUGCUCAAUAGGCACAGAGAUUAAACCACAGUUGCGAUUUAUUCA
Messenger RNA from Lacerta agilis (Sand lizard), 1984 nucleotides. It is a transcript of the gene TTC4, whose product is annotated as tetratricopeptide repeat domain 4. The transcript has 10 exons. The coding region runs from base 16 to 1188 and encodes 390 amino acids. Lineage: Eukaryota; Metazoa; Chordata; Lepidosauria; Squamata; Lacertidae. Gene Ontology annotation, molecular function: Hsp90 protein binding. The record is from RefSeq and is a predicted model, not a curated record.